This is a messenger RNA of Parnassius mnemosyne (clouded apollo), 1191 nucleotides long. Lineage: Eukaryota; Metazoa; Arthropoda; Insecta; Lepidoptera; Papilionidae. The record is from the annotation of a GenBank genome assembly.
AUGACGGGGGAUAUAAGGCAAAGGAUAGCCAAUGGCACGACAAGAAAGGAAUAUAAAGAAUUGAUAGAAACAGAUAAAACAAAAUAUUGGGAUCCUCUCACUGAAGGAGUAAAAUGGAUCGAGCAAUACGCGGAACCAAUAGAGGAGUUCUUUAAAAAGAUACCUGAAUUCAUUAGUACGUUUAUCGCCACAUUAGCUAUCUUCACACUUGGUGCUACUUUAAGAGGAGAAUGGGUAGUAAUAUUAGUGACAGCGUUAAAACAGAUCUCAGGGCACACGCAGAGUGGCCGAAAUAUGACAAGGGAAGAGAUAUUCAAUCUGUUUACGUCUCGAAACCUGAAGUUGGAAAAUUUCGGCGUGAUAUUUAUCUGGGCUCACGUAGUGUCCUUAGGAGUGUACUUCUCGGUAGGAGGAUUUCUACAUUGGUACUUCUAUAUGCAAAGGAAACACCGAGCUCACGAGUGGAAGAUCCAGCCAAACAAAUGGCUGUCCCCGGAACUUGAGCGUCAUGAAAUCAUGGUGGGAACUAUAUCACUCCUAAUCGUCGGAAGCUUCUCCGCUUUCCUUGCUUGCUAUAUCUACAACGGUAAUCCGUGCACCGUUUACUUUCAAUUCGACGAAUAUGGUUGGACUUGGUUCUUUCUGCAGUACCCAGUCAUUUUUCUCUACAUGGACUAUACAACGUAUAUUCUGCAUCGUUUGUACCAUACUCCUUGGCUUUAUAAGCGGUUCCACAAGCUUCACCAUAAGUACAAGCAGCCGACGGCUUUCUCCGUGACAGCGAUCCACCCCGUCGAAAUUAUGCAUGUCCAACUCACGUCGUGCUUGCCUCUCUUUACUGUCCCCGUACACUGGAUGCCUUUCUAUAUGGUCGCCCUUUACAAUUACUUCCACGGCAUCAUCGACCAUUCUGGAAUUAAUUUCAAGUCGCAGUGGUGGCAACCAUGGCAGCCAGACGCCGAGUUCCACGAUCAACAUCAUCAAUUCUUCCACUGCAACUUUGGAUUCAAUAUGUCGUUUUGGGAUAAGAUACACGGUACGAUGAGGAAAACAAAUCUCGUAUACACUGAAGAAACUUUUCACGGAAAAGCUCCUUCUGUUGACUCUCCUGAAGCUAAGGCGAUCGUUGAGAAAGAUCCUGACGCGAUAAGCCAACUUGAACAAAGUAAAAAUAGUAUAAAUGCCGGGUAA